UAUAAUUUGCUCGUUCGCUAUCUCCCUACUUUAAAUGACUUGUCUCACGGAGGCCCAGGGACCUAUAGACAGAUAAACAUAUAUCUAUGCAUGCAUAUGUGUAUGUACAUGUAUAUACUAUGGGGGUAAAGUUACUGCCACACGCUCUCUCGCCUUCGUGGGACUCGAAAGAAAAGAGGGAAUAGAGGCAGUCCGGGUCUACCAUCGGCAGGUUAUAGAUAUGACGUCUGGGAAGUUAAACGUCCUUUUGAGUCUGUUCUGUGUGACCGUGCGCGUGGCACGUGGGCUGGAGACCCCCUCUUCCCCCAGUUCAUCCCAGAUGUACGUGUUGGCGGUAAUACAAAACUGCACGUGUGCCGUGGUGUCCACGUAUUAUAACCAGGCGUAUGAAGACCGCCAGUCCAUUCUGCGGGCCGGGUCAGCCGCACUCAGGGCAGCAGUUGGUUGCUUCUCGGGUCACCAGGACAGCGGCUUUGAGGAACUGAAAUGGAUACAUACUAACAUCAGCCAGGAACUAGCCCUCGCAGUCACAGAUGAUCUAAACCAUCGUAAAAUACUAUGCGCAGAAGAUGCUGUGCAGGAUGCAGGAAAGGGUUUCUUUCGGCACGUGGAGCGCGUCAUUUACGGCUUAAACUUUUGCCAAGCAGAGGAGGACUUUCUACAGAACGAAGCCUCGCUGUGCCCUGACGUCACUCUCAACCGCGUAUCACGUGGUUUUCACAUGUUUUGGAAAGGAAUAUCACGAUUUAUAAAGCAGUGGAACUUUUGUCAUUUAACAAGUUGCUGAUAAUAGAUGUAUUGUUUCAAGAAACAAGCUCACCUGUGGAGAGGGUGCCCAUCAUUAUAGUCAUGUUCAUCAUCAUCGUAAACGUCAUUACCAUUUGUUUCACUGGCUGCCAAGAGACCCCACAUUCCAUUUUCAUUAUGUUUCUAUUUCAACCGUCUGCGCUAAAUGAACUAUCAUAUAUUAUAACGUAGGCACGAAGUUGCUGUGAAGAUGCGUCGAUUAUGUCUUAUUUAUUUACGUCGUCAUAUUUAUCUUACGGUUGGAAAGGUGGUGGUGAUAGGCCUAAUGAAGACGGAAAUUACGCCUAUAUAAUUUUUGCGGUAUUAGUUAUCGUAUUAAAGAUAAUAAUAUAAAUUAAUUUUAUAUUUAUUAAUAUUAUUAAACAGAUUUGGUCUCAUUUGUUUUCCCAUAUAUAGAUCUUUUCAGUAUUAUUAUGUUUAACAAUGAAAUCGCCAUAUGCAUACUGGUCAUCAGGAAGCCCAUUGGGCCGCACGGAUCGGAAGAUCUUUAUUUAUUUCUUCCUCCUGCACUGGAAAAAAAUUUAAGGUGCUACAAUGUCAACAAUUUCGAUGUAAAUAAACCUCUUAAACUCGCGGUCUUA
Molecule: messenger RNA, 1388 nt
Organism: Lingula anatina
Lineage: Eukaryota; Metazoa; Brachiopoda; Lingulata; Lingulida; Lingulidae
Source: RefSeq, a predicted model, not a curated record